Messenger RNA from Lottia gigantea (owl limpet), 909 nucleotides. RefSeq lists its product as hypothetical. NCBI's taxonomy places the organism in Eukaryota, Metazoa, Mollusca, Gastropoda, Lottiidae. The transcript has a single exon. Gene Ontology annotation, molecular function: monoacylglycerol lipase activity; short-chain carboxylesterase activity. The record is from RefSeq and is a predicted model, not a curated record. The annotation marks the transcript as partial.
CACGUGCAGACAAUUCUUGGAUUUAUGCCAGGUAUUAGUCGUGAGAACCAGUUAUCCAAGAAAUACCUUCAAAUGGAAGACUACGGAAUUGUGUCAAUUAGUGAAGUAGUGAAUAUUUCUACCAUCAGUGAUUCCGCGCCCAUUGUGAUGGUACUUCCGGAUUACACCGGAAGUAGACGAUUAGUGGAAGGAAUAUUUGAGGAAGUGAUAACCAAUCAUUAUAGACCUAUUUUAUUUCAAGGAAGAGGACAAGGUGGUAAUAAACUGACCACUGCCAAAUUACUCAAUUAUGGUGAUCCAUCAGACUUACGUGAAGUGAUACAGUAUUUAAAGUAUACAUACCCGAAUGUGAUCAUAUCAGUUGUCGGUAUCGGAUCAGGAGCAGACUUACUGAUGUCCUAUUGUGGUGAAUACGGUUCUUCGUCGUAUUUACAAUCCGCAGUCUGUAUCUCGUCCACGUUCGAUUCCGAGACAGUUUAUAGCGAGAAAAUCCCAAAAUUUUAUGAAAUUUUAUAUUUAAGUUAUUUUAAAAGUGUGAUAAGUAGGUAUUUUAAGACGUUUUCAAGGAUUUUAGACAUGCGUCAUGUGUUAAAAACGUGGUCUGUUAAUCAAUUUACAGAACAGUUUUAUUGCAAAUUAUCUGGUGUGACAAAUACGGAAGAAUUUUGGGAAGAUAACAGUCCACUUCGUGAUGUAGAUGAAAUUUCUACACCAGUUCUGUGUAUAAAUAGUUUAGAUGACCCAAUGUGCUCAAAUGACGUCAUUCCCUUUGAUCUAUUUACUAGUUCACAUUACAUGUUUCUUCUUACUACAGACUAUGGUGGCCAUGCUGGUUUCGUGGACGGACCAUUCUCAAAAUCGUGGAUAGCUAAAUCUACAAUUGAAUAUUUGAAAACUUUACUGGAAUUU